CACGGUCUGGUUUUCAUCUUCACGGUCGGUUGGUCGUGAUAAUAUUGCUCGUAUAGCAGGAACCAAAAAUGGAAAAUGGAAACGACGAUGUCAAAGGCCAACUCAGUAUCCAUGGCUCCUCUGAGUUUUGACUGGGCCUAAGCGGGUUUGACUAAUCCGAGCUAUUCAUUGAACGGGUGUUCAUCACUGGUUUUUACUCCAAGUCUUGGUCAAUCCGGGCUAGGUUGUGCAUGUUUCAGAUUCUAGCAUGUGAUAUUUUCCUUGUGAGCGUAAGUCGAACGAUAGGGUGCGAAAGUCGAUCGAAAGGAGCAAAAAGGGGAAGAUCAAGGUUCGAGCACUACAGAAAAAUACAACUUCGACCACGGGAUCAUUUUGUUACGGGUAUACUCCCAUGAUUAAACGUGAACGGUGUGAUAGUCCCAUAACUGUAGCGGUUAAAUAAUAAUUCGGGUAAGCUUCCCGCGCGAAAUCUAAUUCGCGGUAUCUACCUGAAAAUUUUAGUGCCCCGCGCUGAAAAAUUUCUAGGUGCGCAAGCAGAGUAGAGGCCAGAAAGCCUUUCCUGCCGAGCCCGGGCUCUCUCUACCCCCAUCCGAUCUGUUUCACUCUCUUCUCCCCUCUGAACUGAUUCUCCCGAGGUUUCUGCAUCAGCUUCACGCCGCAACUAAGCACCCCUCCAAACCCUUUCUCCAUGCCUCCAUCUUCGCUUUCCCAACUUUUCGAUACCCAAACCCCUCUACAUCUCUCGGUCUCACCCCAGAUCCCUGUUUCUAGCUUCAAUCUCAACGCGAUUCACCAACUCCGCCGCUUCACAUCUUUUCGUGGGCUUAGUGAAGGAAGAAGACGUGAAAGCAUGCCUUCUCUAGUUCUCUCAAUCUCCUCUCCACGAAAAGUGACUGGAUUUGCAACAUUGACCUCCACCACCCCCAAUCCCAAUUCCUCUCGUUGCAGUUGUUAGCUCUGCCUCGGGGACUGGGAACAGGAAACUGCUCGUGCUUCCUACUCGCCACUUCAAUCUGCCUCAAGGGCUCCAACAACCAUCGAUCAUCACCACUAUCCCCGCCGCCUAGAAUUUCAUCCGAGUCCAACGACAUAUAGGCAGUGAGCACGCUCAGCUCGGAGAGGCAGGUAGGGAUUUUCAUUUCAUUUCAUUUCAUUUUUAGUCAUUGAUCUUCUCUCUCUCGCACAUCUCACCAAACAAUAAGUAGCUAGCUAUAUAUGACUGCCACUGCUCUAGAUUUUAUGAUGCGUCUACUGAAUGAUUCGCUCUGGUUUUGCAUUCAAUUAGGUUUUAAUGGUAUCAUUGUCCUCCUCCGAUUCACCCAUCCAUUCCCUAUCGCUAAAGCCCUUCUCCAAUUUGACCAUUCACCAUCAUUAAGAGACUAGUGAAUCCCAGUUCGGUUUCGAGGGCAGGGAAAGAUUUUGAAACCAUCCCAUUGGCAAUAGGAUCAAGGAUAGUAUUGGGAAGGCAUUGGUUUGGUACGGUGCAAGCAGAUCGAGCUCGGGAAGCUAAGAGAAGAUGCCCACCACACCACUAAGUUGCUCAUCUCCAGGUAUGCUGGCCGUCAUAUCCCCCAUUCGCCCUCUCCAUUUAUUCAUUUAUCGAGAGCGCAAAACCAUAGCUAGAUUAUGCUUCCUACUGACUCUAUCUCUUUUCAAUCAGGUCAAUCCCCUGUUUUGAGAUUCAUUUUACACCUGCUGAAAAUCUUCUUGCCUCUAUCACAUUCAUCUUCGAUUUGGUUUUUGGUUCCCUAGUCAUAGUCCAGCUACCAAUGCAGUCAAAAGCGCGAUUCUACUUAGAAGCGGAAAAGGGGUAAAAUCAUAAAGCGUAGAAUCAAAGCGUAAAGCGUAAGUUUUUGAAGCAUACUGAAAAAUAACUAAAAAGGCUAGGACAUAUACUAUGUAAAAUAUGAAUGCACGGAAUUUAGAUAAGUUAAUAAAUACAUGCAAUUCAUGCCUCAAGUAGAGCAACUUGUAGCAUCUUAAUAAUAAGUUCGUAAACAUAAAUUUUAACAAUAAGCCAUUUCUUCCUCUAUGCUAAUGCAUUCGGGAAGAGCCUAGUUGGUGAAUUAGAUUACUCUAUUAAAGUUGAGAAUGUAUCCAAGUACAUGAUAUGUAUCUUUUAAUCUAAAAAAUGUAUCAUAUUGUUGGUGAUUUACUUUUAAAAUAUACUUUUAUAAUUAAUUUCAUGAAAAGAAUACUCAUUUAGUGGACUAAAAGCGUAAAAACGUAAAGCGUUUUGGUGAACUAGAAGCGUAAAAGCGUAAGCUUUUAAGCUUUAAAGCGCAAUUUAGUCCGAUUUUAUACACUUAAGUUUUUAUAUGGAAACGAAAGUGUUUUGGUGACCUAAAAAUGUAAAAUCGUAAGUUUUUAAGUUUUAAAACGCGAUUUUGACUGCAUUGCCAGCUACUAGCCAUCACUAACGACCUAAUCUUAACAAUUAAAGGUAUGCUCAUUGACCUUAUCCUUAUGACCGACUUUGAUCAAAAUAGAACAUGGUUGGUGUAGUGUUCGUGCUAAUUAUAUUGUUGACGGUUGUUGUAAAUGGGUGAUACUGCCUUUGACAAAAUAGCAGGUGAGUUUGCAGUUGUCUUUGUUUCUCUUCCGAGUCAACAGAAUCCAAGAGUUAGAGCCAUGGGUAAUAACGCUUUUGUUUGUUAUAGGUGGAAUCUACCCUCGCAAUGCAAAACCUUGUACCCAAGAUAGAAGCAAUUCAAUUAUCAUAUGCUGGCAAUCAGGUGAGAGGCAUUUUCUGUUGAAUCAUGUUUCAUCCACCGAGCAUGCCUUGCCAAAUAUAAAUUGGCCUUUUGUAUGGUGUUCCAUGCUGUAGGAAAGAAUACAACUUGAGACAUCACUUUAAUACAGGCAAGUUGGGGUUUAUCCAUCAGCGGGUAUUGACCUUCAGUUAACUUUUUUUUCCCCCCCUGUUACAGGACUAGUUUGCUUGUGUUUCUGGACUACUCAAUGGGAAUCAUGAACUAGAAUAUGCAGGUUAUUGAAAUAAACUCUAGCGAGUUUGUAACCGAGGGGAGCCUAUUAGUUCAACUUUUGACAGUUUUAGCUUCUUCACCUGUUUGCCCCUUUCAUUGGCUUUGACAUUAAAUUGAUUGCUUUUCUGUUUGUAGAUGUGUGGAGAGGAAGUAUCUUGAUUCGGAUGAGAUGACACCAGAUGUCAUAGUAUCUUUAGUUUGGAGCAUGAUAGAGUUCAAUCUAAGUGAGGUAACCGUCCAAAGAUUUUACUCUCCGUUCUCUCUUUUAUUUGAUCAUGAUAUGUUGAUCUAUGGAUAUGUGGAGACUUUUGAGGACAUCACCUACUCUAGAUUAUUUUGUUUCCACGGAUGCUUUUGUAAAUGGUUUCGAUCAAGUGAUAUGAUCAAUUAGUUUGAUUAAUUCACAUGGUUAGAAUGUUGCAAGAACUAAUUAGCUCUCUCAUAGGUGUGUAAUAAUGACCAAACUGAAUGAUCUUGUGAAUUCUGUGUUGUGUUUAUUAUUCAACAGAUGGAAUUUAUACACUUGAGCUAGAAUACAUAAUCAGAACGUGUAAAGAGGUUGGAGAGAUUUAAGGUAACAGAUAGAGAGUGGGGAAUCAGCUGCUAUUGUAACGGGAAGAAGCAACAACUUUAGCUAACAAGCAGCUGCAGACUCGGUCAGCCUUAUCAUGCCCCCGCAAGUUGAUGGUCAAUGGCCUUCAACUUAUUACGAAAGUGAUGAAAGCGAUGGCGAGGCAAUGGUUUGGUGAGCAAGUCCGCAAUUUGAUCAUCGGUGGAUAUGUAGCGCACGAGCAGUUGACGGGCAGCUACACGUUCGCGGACAAAGUGGAAGUCGAUCUCCAUGUGUUUGCUGCGGGCAUGGAAAACUGGAUUUGCCGUAAUAUAAGUUGCCCCAAGGUUGUCACACCAGAGUUUUGGAGGCGAUGUCUGUGGGCAGCCAAUUUCCGUGAGCAAGGACUGUAUCCAAAUGAUUUCUGCAGCAAGAGUGGCGAGAGCCUUGUACUCAGCUUCAGUCGAGGAUCGGGCAACCGUGCGUUGCUUGCGGGACGACCAAGAAAUUAAGUGGGAGCCAAGGUAGACGGCGUAGCCAGUAGUCGAGCGACGAUCAGAGACACGUUGGCCCACGCAGCGUCAGAGUAGCCGGAGAGCUGCAAAGAGGAGUGACUGCUGAAAAAUAGACCAUGGUGAGUAGU
Messenger RNA from Linum trigynum, 4180 nucleotides. The record is from the annotation of a GenBank genome assembly. Lineage: Eukaryota; Viridiplantae; Streptophyta; Magnoliopsida; Malpighiales; Linaceae.